Messenger RNA from Cantharellus anzutake, 378 nucleotides. Its product is annotated as ETC complex I subunit conserved region-domain-containing protein. NCBI's taxonomy places the organism in Eukaryota, Fungi, Basidiomycota, Agaricomycetes, Cantharellales, Hydnaceae. The transcript is spliced from 3 exons. The record is from RefSeq and is a predicted model, not a curated record. Bases 1 to 378 code for a protein of 125 amino acids. Gene Ontology annotation, biological process: respiratory electron transport chain.
AUGUUGAGGGUAUUCCGACCACUGAGGCAGGCAACGAAGCUGACAACUGGGAUAGUUGGUUUGGAGGUUCACCCCAAUCCGGUACCUACCCUGGCACAAACGUACCGCUCCACGCUCGCCUUGGUCAGAAGGGGCAUACCUGAAACCGCUGUUUAUCGUCAGAGUGUGGAGGCCUCUACGGAGCACAAACUUUCGAUAGUGGAGGCUGCUAAGGGUGACGUUUCUCGUGUUGAGAAGGAGAUUGGACAAGGACAGAUCGAGGAACUCAUUGUCGCCGCCGAGAAGGAGCUUUCCCUGGCUGAGAAAAUGAUAGAAUGGAAGCCAUGGGAGCCUCUCGAAGAGAAACCUGUACCCGGUCAAUGGGAAUACUUCAAUUAA